GAGGUAAAGGGCCAGUGUCAGGUGCAUCUUUAACUUCAUUUAUUUAUGUGUCUGUUCGCCAUAGGCUGUCUUAGUCUCAGUUUCCUUUGUACAGGAAACACUGUCUAAGUUGCGGCCCCUAUUUAUGAACCAGACUAAAAGUUUCAACUUACUUUAAGAGUGAUCUGGUCAUUCCAAUUCUUUCAGGUCAAUUCACUUUGUUCUAGAAUCAGGGCAAUCACAAAAAUGGCUCCUCUCCGCUUGCACAUCGAAGGCCAUAAGUUUCGAGAUCCAUACAAUCGUGAAAUCACCUUAAGAGGUAUUAACGUCGCCGGUGACGCGAAGUACCCGAAGAAUCCGGAUGUUCCAUCGCAUAUCGCAGACGGCUUUCUGGACGCCGAUAAUGUCUCGUUUGUCGGUCGACCAUUUAGCUUAGAGGACGCUCCGAUACAUUUUGGCAGGUUGCGGAAAUGGGGUUAUAAUACAAUUCGAUAUAUUUUUACUUGGGAGGCCAUCGAGCACUCGGGGCCAGGGAAAUAUGAUGAUGAAUGGAUCGCUUAUACCAUCGAAGUCCUGCGCAUCGCUAAGCAGUACAAUUUCUACGUGUUUAUGGACCCUCAUCAGGAUGUUUGGUCGCGGUUCUCUGGUGGCUCUGGCGCUCCAUUAUGGACAUUAUAUGCGGCCGGCCUCAACCCCGAAAACUUCAACAAGACUCAAGCAGCUUUGGUCCAGAAUACGUGGCCUAACCCUUCAGAGUUCCCAAAGAUGAUCUGGAGUACGAAUUAUACGCGCCUCGUCUGCCAGACCGUAUUCACAUUAUUUUGGGCAGGUCGGGACUUUGCGCCCAAGGCAAUUAUCGAUGGACGAAAUAUUCAGGACUACUUGCAAGAACACUUUAUUGCAGCUUGUAAACAUCUUGCUCAAAAGAUCCACGAGGCCGGUGACUUAGAGGAUGAAGUUGUCAUUGGAUGGGAGUCUAUCAAUGAGCCAAAUCGGGGAUUGGUAGGAUAUCAGGACAUCAACGUAAUUCCUCCUGAACAGCAACUCCAGUUGGGAACGUCACCGACAGCAUUUCAAGCCAUUCUGGCCGGGUCUGGCCGCGCCUGUGAAAUGAGUACAUGGGCUUUUGGUAGUUUUGGCCCUUACGAGACAGGAAAAGAGUUGGUUGAUCCCGAAGGCGAAUCUGCAUGGUUACCAGCUGACUUUGAUGAUAACAAAUACGGUUGGAAGAGAGACCCCAAUUGGAAACUUGGGACAUGUAUAUGGGCACAGCACGGCGUUUGGGAUCCCAACACAGACGAAUUAUUGCAGGGGGACUACUUCUCUAAGGACCCUAAAACAGGAGAACCACUGAAUUACGACGUUUUCACCAACACAUAUUAUAUGGAUCACUACAGAGCGUAUCGAGACGCCAUUCGAAGUGUGCACCCUGAUUGUAUCCUCUUGAACCAGCCUCCCGUCAUGGAGGUGCCUCCAAAGCUUAAAGGCACGGAGGAUGACGAUCCCAACAUGGUACAUGCCGCUCACUAUUAUGACGGUCUAACUCUACUCACAAAGCAUUGGAAUCGUAUGUACAACGUCGACGUGAUUGGCGUUCUCCGCGGCAAGUACUGGACACCAGCGUUUGCCGUCAAAAUCGGGGAGACCGCUAUUCGAAACUGUCUUCGCAAUCAGCUCAAGUACCUUCGAGACGAAAGUUUCAAGUGUUUGGGAGACCAUCCUAUGCUUUUUACUGAAAUAGGAAUUCCUUAUGAUAUGGACGACAAGACCGCAUAUAAGACGGGUGACUACAGCAGUCAGAUAAGCGCAAUGGAUGCAAACCACUUUGCUUUGGAAGGUAGUGGAUCGAAUGGGUACACAUUAUGGGCGUAUAUGACUCAGAAUGAUCAUGAAUGGGGAGAUCAAUGGAACGGAGAGGAUCUUUCCAUAUACUCUAAGGACGACCUUGAACUUCCCGGCAUCGGUUCAACUUCCUUGAAUGGAUCUACAUUGACGCUGGACCGAAACUCGCCGUCGUUCUCUCAGAGCAGCAGCUCAAUUGACAAUGGUAAAAUAAACCAUCUCAAUAUCAAGAAUGCCAUAGAAUAUCCAUCUAUCUCUCACCAAUCGUCUAACAUAUCUUCUGAACCAGAAGGAAAGCCGGGGUUUCGAGCAAGCGAGGCAUAUAUCCGUCCUAGUGCUAUCUACACCAGCGGUGACCUUCUAUCUCAUGGCUUCGAUCUUAAGAACUGCAAGUUUACGCUGUCACUAUAUGGUGAGAAGCCCACUAACCAGGAAGCUCCCACUGAGAUCUAUUUGCCUGAAUUUCACUUCCCUGCUUCGGAAAUCGACGUUACUGUGAGCGGAGGAAAGUGGACGGUCGAGACACGUGAAGAGGCUUCCUAUACGAUACAGAUUCUCAAAUGGUGGCACGGCGAAGGAGAUCAAGACAUCAAAAUCCAAGGUGUCAAGCGCAAAGCUAGCAGUCUCGUCAUCAGUCCUGAGGAUGAUACUUACCUGGAACAGUGUCAACAGAACUGCUCUGUGAUGUAGAUGAUCUUAUUUUUUUCUUCUUUUUACUUUCGGGCUUGGCCAUGGCGCAUUUUGCUAGCAUUUUAUAUGAUAUUUAUGCCUGUUACGCAAGCAAUUGACUUUGAAUAUGG
Talaromyces stipitatus ATCC 10500 is the source of this 2621-nucleotide messenger RNA. Its product is annotated as glycosyl hydrolase, putative. The coding region runs from base 226 to 2511 and encodes 761 amino acids. Lineage: Eukaryota; Fungi; Ascomycota; Eurotiomycetes; Eurotiales; Trichocomaceae. Gene Ontology annotation, biological process: ergosteryl 3-beta-D-glucoside catabolic process. The record is from RefSeq and is a predicted model, not a curated record. The transcript is spliced from 3 exons. Gene Ontology annotation, molecular function: steryl-beta-glucosidase activity.